UCCUGAGCUGUUCGGGAUUAACUCUGUGCGGGUGUGCCUCAGUUUCCCUGGGCACUACAGCACUAUCUGCAUGAAGAGGGGGGAGGCUGGGCUUGACUCAUGGUGGAAGUAUGUUCAGUCUCCCACCCCCUGAGGACCAGGUGACAGCAGAUAACACCUUGGGCCUGGAAGCAGGACAAAGCAGGAGGCGGGGUUGCCUGGGGGGCUGUGAGCAGUGGCUGAGUGCAGGACCUUUGUGGGGACCAGUAUUUGAACCAAUUCUAAUAAAACCAGAUUUCCUUCAACAGAAAUACUGACAAAAAUCGCCAUCAUAAAGAAGACACUGCAAACUAGAUACCUUUUGUACGAAUCCAAGCGGAGGAUAGUUGUUUACUUUUUCAUAUUAUCCCAUUCCUGUCUUGAUACUGGAACAGUGCUGAUAUUACAAUCUAUACGGUAGACUAGCUGCUACCAUAUUUUCUUUGUGCAGAUUCUAGGAGGUUUAUGGUAUCAACGGUGUCUCCUAGGAGUUCUGUACAAUCAAAGACGGGAGUUCUACAGAGAGCCGGGUGUGAUGCGGCUGCUUCACCCAUCGCAGAGUCCCGCCCGUGUCUCAGUGUGACUUUUAAAUGCCGCGGGAUGGAAGCAGACAGUUAAGGAGCGGGUUAUGCUCCCCUGCGUUUCCCAUUGCCCAACUCAGAGCCUGCAUGCCGAAUCGGACCCGAGACGAUGAAAGACGCCCCCAAGGACCUGGCCAGCCUGGAGUACAGGCUGGACUCUGCUCCUCAGCUGCGCUGUGAGAAGAAAACAGACUUGGUGCCCGUUUGCCAAAGUUGCGAGACAUGUAUCUUGGCUUGGAAGGUCUUCUCCACCAAGGAGUGGUUCCUGCGGGCCAGCAAUGCCUCCCAACGGAAGUUCCUGGUGGGGAUCGUGAAGCGAUUCAACAGCCUGGAUUUGCUGAACUAUGCGGAGAAAGUCCUGCAGAGCGCCCAUGGGAAGGAUUUCACUUUCAGCCGCUCCCGCAUCAGCCCCAGCUUCAGAGAAGACCCGACCGCAUCCACGUCCACGUGGGACCGGGCUUUGAACACAGAGAUGCUAGAGCAGGCCAUGCUGGAGACCUGGAAGUGGUUCAGACACGGUUCCUACUGGACGAAGGCAAACUACACACUGCUCUUGUUGCAGAUGUGUAGCCCGAAGUUACUGUUCAUGGCUGCCAACCUGGUCCGAGUCCGCCUGCUCAGGGAGCAGAGUGCCAGCUCCAGAGAAACAGUUCCUUCCGAGGAAGAGGAAUUAAAAAUCACCGUGGUCAUCACUGAGGCCGAAAGCAGCGUCCUGCCAGAGGAACGCCCAGGGUCCAGCUCUCAAGUGCAUCUACAACCCGCAUCUCAGUCCUUCCUGACUCCCUCCAUAGCCGUCGAAAGUGGAAUCUUAUCGGAAGGAGCCAGUCAGAUCAGUGAAAUAGGCCUAGGAGUCCUAGGGCAGAUACCAUGCUUCAGUGCCAGAGAGGUGGUGCCCCUCUGUCGUGAGAGAGCUGCCUCAAUGGACGAGGAUAUGUCCACUGUAUCUUUGAUCGACCCAGCCCUUGCCGCCGACCCUGCGUCUUUCCAGUCAGCCACUGGGAUCUACAAGUACAAGGACUUCAUCCGCAGCCUGCCGACCCACCUGUCCAAGUACAUCCUGAGGUUUCUGGAUUCCAGGACCCUCAACAGGUGCACUUCCGUGAGCCAGCACUGGGCUCUCCUGGUGAGACAGGUCAAGCAGGAACAACUGGUGCGCAGACUAGUCCUGGAAGAGAUUGUCUAUUUGCAGGGGUCAUGUCCUAGGGGAGUCGUUCCCAGUUACGCUAAAAUGACCAACGUGGUAAUCCCAAGGAUAACUAAAGAUGGGGACAUCAUCCCAGCACGAGGCCACAAAUGGAAGCGCAGAACCAAGGAGGAGGACAACCUUCAGGCAGCUUACCGUGGCCAGAUGACUGAAACUGUCCAGCUGGAGGAGAGAAACAUUUUCUGCGGCUCCUAUAAUGUCCGUGUCCUCACAGACCAGUAUGUACAUAAGGGAAUGAGGGGAGUGUUCCUGGAUGUGCUGGAGCUGAAGGAGAUGCCUCUUGUGAUCAGUGGCCAUGCCGGGAGCAUCAAGGCCGUGUUCCUCAACGAGAAGAAAGGGUUCGUGCUCAGUGCCAGCUUCGAUCUCAGCAUCAGAUGCUGGAAUAUAUUCACCGGGACUUGUUUGAAGAUCUUUAACGGUCACACGGGGACCAUCACCUGCCUGGACUUGUACAAAACCAAGAUUGUGUCAGGAGCGAAAGACGGGAUGGUCAAAGUGUGGGAUUUAAGCACCGGGCGAUGCCUCAAAACUCUAAAACACAAAGAUGCCAUUUGCACAGCUAAAAUCAACAGCCUGCACAUUGUGAGCAGCUGCGAAAAAGGGGUGGUGAAAGUGUGGCAUGUUGAGACGUGCGUGUUAAUCAAGACCUUAGAAGGACACCAAGGCCCAGUCAAAUGUCUGUCCUUCGACCAGUGGCAUCUAGUGACAGGAAGCUCUGAUGGAUUUGUCCUGGGAUGGAGCAUGGUGGGAAAGCAUAAGAGAUGCCUAGUAGCUUUCAGGCAUCCACAGGAAGUCCUGUAUCUAGCGUUUCUGUAUCUCCGAGUUAUCAGUGGCUGUGCUGAUGGAAAAAUACGUAUAUUUAACUUCAUGACGGGGACCUGCCUGAAGGUGAUGCGGGCCAACAGCAGAGGUGACCCUGUGGUGUCCUUCUGCAUUGUGGAAAACAGGAUGGUGAUCAAUGCUCUAAGCAGCGUGCUGAUGUUCCAGUUUGAGGACGUAGAGUGGGACUACACACUAGAGGCUGAUCGAGCGGAAGAAACACAGGAUAAGGAAAAGCAGAAAGACAUUAGGAUCAAAAUGCAGGGCUAUCAGCACGAUCGUGCUCGACGCGCCAAACGGGAUGCAGCUAGCCACAGGAAGAUAUAUCAAUAUCCCACGGAGCAAGCAGAUGAGGACCAGAUAAUGUUGUCAUACAUGAUUCGCCGUCAGUCAGCAAGGAACUCUGGGGCACCUCCAAGUCUCCACUAUGAAUUUGUGAAGACACCUGUUCGCCGGCCAAGUCAGAUUUUGCAAAGGAGUAUGGGUUGCCUUGAUAUACAGCCGGACCAGAAGAAAAGGUUUGCUCUUCUUGGGAGACAACAGACCUAUAGCAGCGAUUCAGAGGAUUCAGGUCGAACAUAUGGUGCAGCAACACCGCGAAGUUUACCAGAGUCUGAUAUCGAAUCUGGUUACGAUUCUCCAGCCCACACACCUUCCUUUGCUGAAAGAGCUGAGGCUGCUUUACAGGGUAUGAAGAAAUGGGGCCCACAUUGUCCCAUUUCUCCUGACCAGAUCCUCUUGACUGUCAGCACGCUGCAGCACGCCUACAAGCCAGACCAAGUCAGUUCCAAUAUGAUGCACAAUGUGAAAAUCAGGGAUGCCUGGGGACCUCCUCUGCGCCCCCAAGAACGCUCUAAGAAGAUGGCAACCUCCAAAAUCCUUAAGCAAGAGAAAGAGGACCCAUCAGCCCAACUCAGAUACAUCAAAUCUGCCAGUGGCUCACUGCCUAUGAAAAGAAUCUCAACCCCAUUUGAAACCAAAAGACUGAAGCUGAACUUGAAGAACUCUUUGCACGGGUCAGCAGUGAGCUCCUUUAUUCCUGCUCCUGUGAUUGUACGCUCCAAGUCAUGCUGCAGCUUGUCAGAAGAAAAGAAGGUUCAUACUGGCCAUGGCAGAGCCACUUCCUUGUCGGCAGGUGGGGGUCAGCUGAUCGGCCACAUAACAAGCUCAUCUGAAUCCAUCAAAUCGACGCGCAUGAUGAUCGCACAAACUAAAAUUGAGAGUGGGUUCCGGCGAGAAACUCCCCUCUUCUUACAAACUGCAAAUCCUUACCGGAACAACUGUGGAUUCAAGCUUCUGACACUGAAGCAGAUGAAAAUGUGUGGAGAAGCAACUGCUGUUGAGUAUCAAGCACACCGAACAAAACGUAUCGCAGACCAGCAAAAAGAAUGCAGGAAGGCCUGGUUAAAGAAAAUUAAAGGCCUUCCCAUAGAUGAUUUCACCAAGGAGGGAAAAAUCGCUGCUCCUGAACUUGGGUUUAAUGUGUAUGUCUGAGCUAAGGCACACUACCAGCUCUUUUAAAGGAAGAAAUGCAAACAACUUUGGGAUUUGGGGGUUGCUCAAAUUGUUUGAUUCAGCUGUGGUCCCCAUUUGAGGAUAUCAUCUCAUGACUCUAUCAGGGGCGGGGGGAAGAAUUGUAUAAGGAACACUGUAUGAUUCUUCAAGAAAAUAUUACGAACAUAAUUAAAUAGCCCUCACAGC
Messenger RNA from Pelodiscus sinensis (Chinese soft-shelled turtle), 4323 nucleotides. NCBI's taxonomy places the organism in Eukaryota, Metazoa, Chordata, Testudines, Trionychidae. The record is from RefSeq and is a predicted model, not a curated record.